Molecule: messenger RNA, 1327 nt
Organism: Aricia agestis (brown argus)
Lineage: Eukaryota; Metazoa; Arthropoda; Insecta; Lepidoptera; Lycaenidae
Gene: Psf2
Product: probable DNA replication complex GINS protein PSF2
Exons: 3
Coding region: 115-705 (196 amino acids)
Biological process (GO): DNA replication; double-strand break repair via break-induced replication
Cellular component (GO): GINS complex; nucleus
Source: RefSeq, a predicted model, not a curated record
CAAGUUGAUAAAGUUUUGGAUGCGAAAAUUAGCCAAUAAAUUGAAUUAUAAAACUUAAAAGUUGUUAUCGUAAAUUCAUAAGUUCCUAUAUCAUACGAACUAUGGUGCAUCGCAAUGGAUCCGUAUGAAAUUGAGUUCAUUGGUGAAAAUCGUAUAGUGAGCGUUAUACCAAACUUUAGUUACGACAAACUUUACCUAAUUUGUGGCGAAUAUGGGCCCUUCCGAGCUGGAUUGCCACUAAACGUGCCAUUAUGGUUGGGGGUUAUGCUGAAACAGAAACAGAAGUGCCGUAUUGUGCCCCCAGAAUGGAUGGACAUAGAGGUUUUGGAAGAGAUCAAAGAAGAGGAGAAGAAAUCUAGGUUCUUUACAAAAAUGCCUAAUGAGCAUUACAUGGUGGAAGCGAAGCUGAUAUUAGGAGCAGCGGCAGAAGACAUACCAUCAGCUGCAGAGAUCAAAACGAUUAUUAAAGACAUUUGGGACAUCCGCAUGUCUAAAUUACGGACUUCAAUGGAUGCCAUGAUGAAAUCCGGAGGCUCAUAUGGUAGAUUGGAUCAUCUGACCAUGCUAGAAAUUAACUCUGUCAAACCAUUGCUACCAUCUGCAAUGGACGAGCUGCAUAAAAUCAAAAUGAUAACGAAGAAGCAGGUGGCAAGCAGUUUAAACACAUCCACUAUAGUACAAUCAUCGAGUUCACAAAAUGUAUGAAACAUUUGAGUUAUUAUGUAUGGAAUAAGACCUAACUGAAAGCCUACUGGUAAGGUGUUAUUACUUAUGAGGUUUUAAUACUCUCCAUGACUGAUUUACACUAAUUUUGAUUCAUAAAGAUAACAAGUGUUCUGAUGAUCUUUUAAUCCUGUUUUUUCAUAUUUGGUACUUAUCUCCUUUGCUUGUCAAAUCAAAGAUUUUUAUUUUCAUUCAUAUAUUAUAUGUAUAGUCAACCAACAUGUUAAAAACUAUGUUUUUUUCGUAGUACUGUGCAACAGUACUACGAAAAUAACACACUAGUAACAAAAGUGUAAAAUGCAUGUUAGUGCUAACUAAUAAAGAAUAUCUACGUACAGAUUAGGCAUCUAGUGUAACUCUAAUAAUAGUCUGUCAAUUAGUUUGUUGACAAACUAAUAGUAAAUUAAAUUUUGUAAUUUAUUAAAGCAAGGUGUUGCCUGUGGUAGUUUAGCCAUUGUAUAAUUAUUUUUAAUUGUAAAAGACCAAGCUAUCAUACUGCACAGGGUUUAUAAAAGUAAGGCAUCUAGAUUUGUAACAUUACUUUUAUCUAUUCCUAAUAAGUGCAAUGUAUAUUAUUAUAAUUUAUAAGCUAUACAAGGUGUAA